AUGAAUGUAAAUACUACAAACUGUAAUGAACUAAUAGAUGAAUUGAAAUUUAUGUGGAUAGAACAUGAAUUAGGACCACAGCGAAUGUCGUUAACACGUCAAAUUUCAAUCGGUAUUGUAUAUACUUCUAUUUUUUGUACUGGUCUACUUGGUAAUUUAGCUACAUGUAUCGUAAUUGCUCGUAAUUCGUUUAUGCAUACCAGGACAAAUUGUUAUUUAUUUACAUUAUCUGUCAGUGAUUUAUUAUUAUUAAUUUUUGGUCUCCCUUUUGAACUUCAAACUGUUUUGGAUAAAUCGUAUCCAUGGAGAUUGGGAACAGUCUUUUGUCGGUUCAGAAUCUUUUUAACUGAAUUAUGUCCGUUAGUAAGUAUACUGAUCUUAACAAUAUUCAGCGUUGAACGAUAUUUAUCAAUAUGUCAUCCAUUUAGAAGAAUUUUACGAUUUUCACAGUAUGAUACUGGACAUCCGUGUAAUCGUACUUCAUAUAUGCAUAAUGUCAAUAGUAAAGCAUCUCACAGUAGUGAAAGAAUAUCAAAAGUAAUGAAUUCACAGAUGAGAAACAGUACACAAAUACAUUGUUCAAAUGGUCAGCCACAUUAUAAACGUGGCCAUACACCGUAUAUGGUACAAAUCAAUGCUCUUAAAUCAUGCUUUCUAUUAAUUUUCUGUGUCUGGAUUAUUGGCAGUUGUUGUGCUAUAGUAAUCGCUGGAUUGUCAAAAGUAUUUUAUGCUGUCAAUUUACCUACCAUUGAUGCAUUUAUAAAUAAUACGUGCACUGAUCAUUAUCACACUACAGUGAUUCAAUUUUAUUUGACACCUGACUGUUUAUUAAACAGUGAGAUGUGGACACCAGGUGAAGCUUUACCCGACUCAGCAGUAUGUGCACCGUCUAAUGAUUCAAAAUGGGCUGCAUAUCUCAGUAUUCCAGUCGUUUUACAAUUAUGGACAUUUUUAUUCUUUUUUACUCCAAUGGUUAUUAUGUCUGUUUUGUAUGGAUUAAUGGCGAUACAAUUAAGCCAUUCAAAUCUCGGUCUUCGUGCACAGAGUAAGUCCAAACACGGAAAGGGUAAAUCAUCUUCAUGCAGCAUAUCCAAAACUCGUUCAUCAGGAAACUGUCGAAGAGGUAUUGUUAGAAUGUUAGCAUUGGAAUGGCGUUGGUGUAAACCGGAAUCUCCACUGCAGUCCUUCCAGCUGUCUGAAAAUGAUAAGACUGUUACAUUUCAUCCGACUAUUAGCUGGGGCACAGCUGUUGCACGUGGGACUGCCCUACUAACGAAUGGCCUUCACUAUUGGGAACUUAAAGCUGUAUCUCCACUUUAUGGGACAGAUGUGAUGGUUGGAAUCGGUCGAACAUGUGCAAAACUAGAUCAUUAUUCACAAGAAUUCCGUUCGGUACUUGGUAUUGAUUGUGAUUCGUGGGGAUUAAGUUAUCGUGGUGCACUUAUGCAUGAUGGUCAAACAUAUCCCUUGGGAUCUUGCGCUUUCAAAAAGGGUAGUAUAAUUGGCUGUCUUCUCGAUUUGUGGCAUUUAAAGCUUUACUUCUACGUUGAUGGACAAUUGAAUCCGAAUGCUUGUUUCAAUCUGCCACGUGAUAAUUAUUAUCCAAUGGUAUCUUCAACUACGUUACGAAGUGGUUUUCGUUUGAUUCGUGCAAAAUCUUACCCAAUCACAUUGCAAUAUUUAAUAUGCCAGUAUUUUCUACACCAGCAACAAAAGCAACCAUCGCUUCAUGCCUAUUUCAAUUUGACCACUUUAAAAUUUCCUGCUGGUCUUCGGGAAAUUUUAAGCAACACUUUACCUCACUCACUAUUCUUCAAUCAAAUCCAACAAUUAUCCUUCAUUUAUAAUGAUGUAAACAAAGCGCCAUCUCUUCUGCCUGUUGACUCACCUGAUCCUUUCUUAUGGAUUAGUUUUUCUCCAUCUGAUUCAAAUGAUUUAAACAGUAGUACAAAGGGCGAUAUGGAUAAAUUUGACAUUGAACCAUGCUCUCCGGAAGAGUUCGAUUUGUAUUCGGAUGAUUUGUUGAAUGAACGUGAGAGAUCAGUAGACAAAGAAGAUGAUAGUUCUUAUGAAAAUCAUCCAACUUGUGAUGGAAUAAAUGAGACCAAUUUUUAUAUAUCUACAACUACUGAAAGCAGUCAAAAAAGGCGUUAUCAAGCUGCCAUGUCCGCAAAUUGUGUGUUAGACAGACUAUUUGUUUUGGCUGCAAAAUCUACCAAAAAGGACGAUAAGUCUAGUGAACCAACAUCCCAUCUGAUGCGUAAUAUGAACUCUGUUGUUUAUGACCAUGCACUCUGGGGUGAAUUUGACGAAUAA
Schistosoma curassoni is the source of this 2316-nucleotide messenger RNA. The record is from the annotation of a GenBank genome assembly. Lineage: Eukaryota; Metazoa; Platyhelminthes; Trematoda; Strigeidida; Schistosomatidae.